Molecule: messenger RNA, 1197 nt
Organism: Exaiptasia diaphana
Lineage: Eukaryota; Metazoa; Cnidaria; Anthozoa; Actiniaria; Aiptasiidae
Product: D(1C) dopamine receptor
Exons: 2
Coding region: 24-1013 (329 amino acids)
Biological process (GO): G protein-coupled receptor signaling pathway
Cellular component (GO): membrane
Molecular function (GO): G protein-coupled receptor activity
Source: RefSeq, a predicted model, not a curated record
UCUUUCUACAGAACCAUAAAAAAAUGAUGAAUCCUGGGCAAGAACACACAAACAAACUGUCGCACGAGCUGGCRAACCGACMACUGUCCCUGGUCGUUAUCGAGACRGGUCUGUUGGUCAUCAUAGCACUARUAGCUCUCCUUGGUAACACAUGUGUUUUGUACGURUUCUACAAAAUGCCAAGUCUACGGCGCCCAGUUACAAGCUACUACAUCAUUACAUUAGCUAUUUCUGAUAUACUCAUGGCAGUCCUCGUAAUGCCGUCAACGAUCGUAACGUGUUCGUAUGGUCGGGAUGUCGUCGGAAAACCAAUCGGACCAGUGGUUGGAGUUACUGGCUAUACCCUUGUUUUCGGAUCACUUCAGACUACKUCACUAAUUGCGGUGAACCGGUUCUUCUGUGUUGUUAAAAGGAAAAUUUAUAGAAAGUAUUUUAAACCAAACUURGUUAUUAUAACCAUCGUUAUUGUAUGGAUUUUAGCCAUCUUGAACACUGUGGGAAUAAACGCUAGUGGCUURUCGAAAAUGGCCUWCUCCCCAGGACGGCUAAUCCACGCGUUAACUCCGAAAAAUAAAACUACGAAYCAGGUGUUCUCGAUCGCUUCRCUACUUGUGUUUUUGUURUUACCGAUGUCUUUGACAGCUGUGUGUUACUGGAAGGUGUACAAAACAGUGAARACUCACAAGGCGACAGUAUCCUCGAGYAUCAAUUCCAMCAACACCUUAAGCAAUGAAGAGAUCAGYAUCACUAARWCUGUCCUUGCYAUUGUAUGUGGUUUUGUCUUAUGUUGGAUUCCAUGUUCUAUAGUGGUUCUCCUAUCGGUAUAYGUAGACCUCCCUCGACAUGCYGAGAUGAUUUUUACUUACACAGCGUAUUUGAGCAGCGCCAUUAAUCCCAUAAUAUUCAACGCUUUUAACAAGCCUUUUAGAAGRCAUAUGAAGAAGGAAUUGUUUCGACGCGGGAAAGUUCACAAYGAGAAGAUAACUGCCACUACUCGUACAGUUUCGAAGUAAAAAGAUGAAGAGCCUUGGAUACAACUCCUCCUUUUUUGGCUGAGAAUGGAAGAGGAUUCUGCUAGCAGCGUUUACAUAGCAAAAAUAUCUCGUUAUAAUAGAUGACAUGCCUAUGCCAGACCUAAUUUAAUGUACAAAAUCUUUAUUCAUCUUAUAAUUUAAUUAAAGAAUUUACAGAGACAGA